GGUUCUACCCCCCCCCCGUCUAUCUUUCAGUUUCGUCGCGAAUUUUUUUUAUCGGUGGUCCCUUCUGGUAGCGCUCGGUACAUCGACGGUACAGUAACGGAGCCGUGAGACACUCGAGUCUUGUUCCUAGCAGCGGACACGGAGAUCGAUCGCCAUUUUAACCGCACGUUCCCCCUGACAGACGCGCGAGCACAACAAUGGCUCUGAAGAGAAUCCACAAGGAGUUGAACGACUUGGCACGGGACCCUCCAGCCCAGUGUUCCGCAGGCCCAGUAGGAGAUGACAUGUUUCACUGGCAAGCCACAAUAAUGGGACCUAAUGACAGUCCUUACCAGAGCGGGGUUUUCUUCUUGACCAUACACUUCCCCACAGACUACCCCUUCAAACCGCCAAAGGUUGCAUUUACCACAAGAAUCUACCACCCAAAUAUCAACAGCAACGGCAGCAUUUGUCUUGACAUUCUGCGAUCACAGUGGUCUCCGGCUCUCACCAUCUCCAAAGUCCUCCUGUCCAUCUGCUCUCUGCUGUGUGACCCAAACCCGGACGACCCCUUAGUACCCGAGAUCGCCCGCAUCUACAAGACGGACAGGGAAAAGUACAACAGAAUAGCUCGGGAAUGGACACAAAAGUAUGCAAUGUAGUGUUGGGUUAGAAUCAUGGCCAACCACCUCUACGACAUAAGGUUAGGGGAGCUUCAGACGUAAAGAGAAAACAAACAAAAACCAUUCAAACAAAUGAAAAGUUUAAAACAAGAUCUUGUUGGUUUCCGUUGGAGUGCUUUCUUUGAGCCACGCCUCCCCUUCACCAGAGUACCUGUAAAACUCCCUCUGCCCCACCUCCUCUCUCCCCCUCUCUCUCUCCCUCUCGCUCUCUCUCUCUCUCUCUCUCUCUCUCUCCCUUUUUGUUUGACUCUGUCUCCCUUCCCCUCCCGCCUCUCAGCUCACUUGCCCUCCCUCCAGUGUACAUAUUGUCAGCUUGCAAUGGUAACACCAAACUCUCCCUGCUCCUUUUUCACCUCCUCCCUCCCUUGUGACCUCUGACCCCCAUCGCCCUGACUUCAGUAUUCUGUUACAUGUUGUCACCAAGCAGGUGGGGCGUCCCCUUCCCCCCCCACUCCUUUUUUUUUUUUUUUUUUUUUUUUUUUUUUCCUUCCACUCACCUGCAUCCUCACCCCCUCCCCUUCCCCAGACGUUAAUCCUUAGACGCAUUCCUUUGAGCAUCUGUAAAACUUGGAGGGUACCUUUUCUUUUUUUUUUUUUUUUCUCCUUUAUUUCCCUAAUUAUUUAGGGGAGUGGGGGACAGUAGGAUUUUUACACUCUGCACCCUUUCUUGUUUUGUCGCCUUUUAUAAUUCCCAUCCGUAGAGGUGACAAUCCAAGAAAGCCAUUUGUUUUGGCAUGAGUCGGAGGGCACUCUGUAUUUUAUAUAAUGAGUACUUAAAAGAAAUCAUUGCAGGCUAUGUAAAAUGAAAAAAAAAAAAAAAAAAAAGUGCACAUGGCCUAUUUUGGUGUUCUGUUGGAUUCUAUGAAAGGACUUGGAUUUAUCCCCAUACCUCCUGCUCCUAACUCCCCCUUCCCACCCCCCACCCCCAACCAAGAUGACCCCUUUGUACACACACAUAGACACACAUGCACGCACAAUUGUAACCCCCCAUGUCACCCCCACCACUACCACCAACUUUUCUUUACUCACAAAGUGGAGGUUUUGGACCAGGUAUUUAAGCAAUUUAUUUUUCUUAGUUUAACCUGUGUUUUUUAUCUCCCCUCCCUGCCCCCUCCCCCUCCCCCCCCAUAACUCUUUAGGUUGCUAUUUUUUUUUCUCCUGUUAUUUUUUUGGUUUCUCUUUUUGUUUUUUGUUUUUUUUGCUAUUGUUAAAUUAGAGGCUAACAUCUUAAAUGGCUAUGGGACUGGCUUGGGCUCUGGGUGCGAGGAGAACCCACUCUUCUUGCACAAAACCUCUGUAUAUUGAAUUACCUGAGAGGCUCGUUGAGCUUUGUGUGUUGAUUAAACUGUGUAAUAAAAACCCAUUAUUCCUG
Molecule: messenger RNA, 2034 nt
Organism: Anoplopoma fimbria (sablefish)
Lineage: Eukaryota; Metazoa; Chordata; Actinopteri; Perciformes; Anoplopomatidae
Gene: ube2d2
Product: ubiquitin-conjugating enzyme E2D 2 (UBC4/5 homolog, yeast)
Exons: 7
Coding region: 198-641 (147 amino acids)
Biological process (GO): ubiquitin-dependent protein catabolic process; protein polyubiquitination
Cellular component (GO): nucleus
Molecular function (GO): ubiquitin conjugating enzyme activity
Source: RefSeq, a predicted model, not a curated record